Messenger RNA from Durio zibethinus, 620 nucleotides. Its product is annotated as mitochondrial pyruvate carrier 4. Gene Ontology annotation, biological process: pyruvate import into mitochondria. Lineage: Eukaryota; Viridiplantae; Streptophyta; Magnoliopsida; Malvales; Malvaceae. Gene Ontology annotation, cellular component: mitochondrial inner membrane. The record is from RefSeq and is a predicted model, not a curated record.
ACCUAAAAAAAAAUUCCAUUUUUGGUUAGACCAAAAAUUUUGUUAAGUGAAAGGGGAGAAAGAGUUGAAUCCAUGGCGUCCUCCAAGCUUCAAGCUCUAUGGAACCACCCAGCAGGACCCAAAACCAUUCACUUUUGGGCACCAACGUUUAAAUGGGGCAUUAGCAUAGCCAAUGUAGCCGACUUCUCUAAACCACCUGAAAAACUUUCCUACCCUCAGCAAAUAGCGGUUACUUGCACUGGAAUUAUCUGGUCACGCUACAGCACUGUAAUCACUCCAAAAAACUGGAAUCUCUUCAGCGUAAACAUUGCUAUGGCUGGAACAGGCAUAUACCAGCUGGCACGAAAAAUACAACAUGAUUACUUUUCAGAGGCAGAGGCAGAGCCAGCUAUUGUUAAAGAAUGAUGACAAAAUCUUCCAAACUCCUUUGCUUUCUGCGGCAAUAUCAGUCAUCUUGCCUUCUUGUUUUGCUGUUAAUUAAAUUUCACUUGCCUCUAUGGCUUUGAAAUAUUCAAACAUGCUCUGUUGUGGAAUUUUGUAUUUUGAUGAUGAUUUUCAUUAUGAUUGUAGAGGCAUCAACAGAUAUUGAGCAACUGAAUCCCUAAAAAUUUCUGAUUGGA